UCUCUCUCUUUCCCUCUCUCUCUCUCUCACCAGCUUCCUCCCGUGUGUGCGCGCUGGUCGAGCGUGGGACAGUGUGGGUACUGCGAGAGAGCUUCCUAUAAAAGCGGCGGUCACUGGCUCCGCUGGUCGCAUUUCUUGCUAUCCUAACACGUUCGAACGUCUUAUCCGAUCUUGAAUUUGACGUGUUAUUCUCAAACACCUUGCAAUAUCGCAGUCAUUUCACACUAGGAAACCACCGUCUAUGGUGUUAUACCUGAAACCUCAAAGAUGUCUCGUACCGAAGAGGUGCACCGUAUAACGGAAAAUGUCUACAAGUCCAUCAUGGAGCAGUUCAACCCCUGCCUCAGGAACUUCGUUGCCAUGGCCAAGACCUACGAAAAGGCUCUCUCCACUCAAGCUCAGCCUCACCCUAGACCUGCCCUCAUGCCCUGUGUGUCUGACCCGGGAGCUGCUGAGAUGGGGCCGGGGCCCAACGCGCUCCCUGACCCGCUGGCUCCAGGUGUGACUUUCGCUGCGAAGGGCUACUUCGACGCGCUGGUGCGGAUGGGGGAGCUGGCCAGCGAGAGUCAUGGCUCUAAGGAUAUUGAAGAGGCAGCAUGGGACGUCCUCUUUCAGAUGGCUGAAGUCCACCGGCAGAUUCAGAUCCAGCUGGAGGAGAUGUUGAGGUCCUUCCAUAAUGAGCUGCUGACAGAACUGGAAAAGAAGGUGGAGUUGGACGCACGCUAUCUAAAUCCUCCUCCUCCGGCGGUCCAGUGCGUGGAGACGAUCAGUGGCAAGCAGAGCGAGCUGGACAGCUACGUGGCCGACGGCUACCGGGCAGCGCUGUCAGAGGAGCGGCGCAGGUACUGCUUCCUGGUGGACCGUCAGUGCGCCGUGGCCAAGAACGCCAGCGCCUACCACAACAAGGGUAAGGAGCUGCUGUCUCAGAAGCUUCCGGUAUGGCAGCAGGCGUGUGCCGACCCUACCAAGCUGCCCGAGCGUGCCAUGCUGCUGGCCCAGCAGAUGAGCUCCAGUAUGGGCACGAUGAGCAGCGCUGGCGGCACCCUCCACAGCUCCACAGGAGGCCUGCACAUCUCCAACCCCAUCCCUGGGGCCAAGCCCCUGCCUGUGCCUGCAGAGCUAGCUGCCCUCAUGAACCAGCAGAGGGCGAUGGGCAUGGACGGCGUGCCCAUAGUGAACGGCACAGCAGGGGCCCACGGCGGGAACGACUACCAGCACUGGAUGGAGAGCAAGGCCGGCCAGGCCAAGGGAGCCAGCCCGCAGGUCCACAGGCACGGGGCCGAGGUCUACUCCAACACACUGCCCGCCCGCAAGGUGGUACCCACCAAGAGCAAGGCCACCAUUGCCGAGACUCAGACGCUGCCCAGGUCCAGCUCCAUGGCGGCGGGACUAGAGCGCCAAGGCCGGACCCGCGUGCAUGCCAUCUACUCGCACGCGGCCGGGGACAACAGCACCCUGCUCAGCUUCAGCGAGGGAGACGUCAUCACCCUGCUGGUACCAGAGGCCCGCGAUGGCUGGCACUAUGGAGAGAAUGAGAAGAACCGCAUGAGAGGCUGGUUCCCAUUCUCCUACACACGAGUCAUCGCGGAGCCAGAGCCCGAUACAGCCCGACACUUACAUGUCAGCCUCCAGCACGGCAGAAGCAGCAGCACAGGGAACCUUCUGGAAAGAGACGGCAUGGUGCUCCCGGUCAGCGACUACGGCAUGUCUGCCCGCCUGAUGGCCCGCGGCUCCCAGCAGAGCAUGGCCCACAGCCGCCAGCAGAGACCCUACAGCGUCGCAGUGCCCACGUACACACAGCAUCAAGGACUGGAAGACUAUGAGCACCGCUUCCCCACGAGUUCGGAGGUCAAAUUGAUUUCGACAGUGUGAGGACUAGGAAAGCAAGAGAGAGAGAGAGAGAGAGAGAGAGAGAGAAAGAGAGACAGAGAGAGAA
Messenger RNA from Alosa sapidissima (American shad), 1936 nucleotides. It is a transcript of the gene baiap2b, whose product is annotated as BAR/IMD domain containing adaptor protein 2b. NCBI's taxonomy places the organism in Eukaryota, Metazoa, Chordata, Actinopteri, Clupeiformes, Clupeidae. Gene Ontology annotation, biological process: actin crosslink formation; plasma membrane organization; positive regulation of actin filament polymerization. The coding region runs from base 268 to 1872 and encodes 534 amino acids. Gene Ontology annotation, molecular function: protein binding. The transcript has 15 exons. The record is from RefSeq and is a predicted model, not a curated record. Gene Ontology annotation, cellular component: nucleoplasm; cytosol.